Molecule: messenger RNA, 4599 nt
Organism: Linum trigynum
Lineage: Eukaryota; Viridiplantae; Streptophyta; Magnoliopsida; Malpighiales; Linaceae
Source: the annotation of a GenBank genome assembly
UUUCGAAGUGAGGGAGGAAAAGGAGGGGAGGUGAAGGAAAAUUAGUAGGGGAGGGGAGAUUUGGAGGUGAGGGAAAUUGGAGGGAAUUGGAAAGAAAAUGUUGUUUUAUGGAGGAAAGUGGAGGGAAAGGUAAGAGAUAAAAGUAAAUUGGAAAGAGUGAUAGAUAUUGUUUUUUAUUGAUGAUGUAAGAGUUAAAUAAUUAACUUGUGUUUAUACUAAAAUGGAGGAGAGAUGAGAGAAGGCAAAUAAAUAAAUAAAAAAAUUUUGUUGGUUAAUUGUUGUUUUCUCUCCAAAAUGUAGGGUAGAGUUACAGAGUAACAUGUCCUCCACUUUCCUUCAUCUUGUCACAGUUACUAAUUUCGGAAACUAUGGAAAGAUUCUUGGAGAUGGUGCUUUCCUUCCUUUUCUUUCUCUCCCCUCCUUUUUCUUUUCCACAUGAACAUAGUGUUAAAAAGAAGUAAAGAACAAGAAGCACAGAAAGACUAACAAAAGGAAGAAAAAAGAGACCAAGAGGUGGUACUCAAAAAACGACAUCAUAAUUCAUUAAAAAAAACGACAUCGUAUUGGAGUGUGCUUGGGGACAAAAGCUAAAGUGUCAAGCACCCUUUAAAAAGGACAUAAGAUAUGAUAAAGCUAAAUUGUUAGAUACUUCGUUAAAUCAAUCAUGGACAAAUAUAACAAUCUGAUCCAUAUUUGAAAAUAGAAAAAUAGAAAACAACUCAAUCAUAAAAUGAAAGAUAAUACCCAAAAAGAAAUGACAUGUGUAGAUCACACCUAGAGUCUACAACAUGCAUAUUCAUGCACUUAGUAAGCAAAUACAAGUUGAAUUAGUGUGGUAUAACAAUAUCAUAUUUUUGGUGUCAUCAUGGUGGAAGAACAAAUAAUUGAAAAAUAGUACCACUAUAUUAUUUUAUGGUAAGGUAUUUUGUGGUAAGAUAGUGUUUCAACAAUUUCAUACUGCUAAAAUACCAUUUUGAAAUAAAAUAAUAUAAUUUUGUUAAAAUACCGUACCGAAAAAAUAUAUUAUCAUACUAGAAUUACACAGGAUAGCAAUGAGUUACUAACUAACUAAACAUGAGGAACUAAGGCACUAAAGAAGAUUUGAAUAAAACUUACAACUUCACCAUUUAAUAUGAAAAUUAAGCCUAACUAAACCCAAUUUCAAAGUGUAAACAUUACUUGUUAUCCCAACUUGUGAAUCCAUUAUCCCUACAUACCUAGAUCCGCAAUCUAAUGCAUAUAUCGGCUGAAAGAAAACAUUUCUCCCCUCAAGUUAACUUGUCUCUCUUGUCCCUUCGCAAGUCACAACAAUACAAGAAAAUCUCCAACAUCGUUGUUUAUCGGCAUCACUAGGACGAAUCCAAACCAUUGAGAGAGAGAGCGCGAGAGAGAUCUUGUUCAAUAGGGAUGCGAAUUUAAAGAAUUAGGGGUUGUGUUGGAGAGGAGGGCUCUGCUUGAUUUUCAUUUUUUUCGGCUAACUUAAUCUCAAAAUGAGGUCGUUUUGAGGUUGGAAAAAUUUUGUAAAUUUUUUGAGUGGUUUGACAUGAUUAAAACCUUUCAGAAUACCACAGCUCAUAGGUUCAACCUCUAAACAUCACUGACACAAGUUUUUUACAAUUGUUGCUUGUACCAUUCCAUAUUUGGCUUCAGUAUAGAUAUUUGCGAUUCAAGCGCCAAUACGGUACGAUUUUUUUAUUCUUAGGAAGAACACAAGGCAAAAAUGGUUGUUGGAAAGCUAGAGGCGAUUUGGAAGGAGUGUCGGGGUGAGCAAGGUUGCCUUAGUAUAGUCAUCCAGGUCAUGGACGGGAGAGUCUUCUUCAAAAUGACCCUCUGCCUAUUAACAAGUUGGCUUAAUUGAGAGCCUAACUCGUUUUCAAGGAAGAAGCGAUGUCACUAUUGUUUAAACCCUACCCAGCUCUAAUUGGAAUAUUGACAUCUGUGCAUGUAGUGAUGGAUGAAAUUUCUAAAUAUGUCUAGGGUUAUACUCCAUAAACUAUUCUAAUAAUAAUUAUUCAUUUUAUUCUUAAACAAAGACACGACAAUUACGAACAUCGAUGGGUUUAGGUUUCCUAUAUUUUGUUGGCUUUCAAAUAUAGAUAAAUAAAGUAAUAACAAGAUAAGUAAAGAUACACAAUUGAUAAGAAAGUUUAUUCUAAACGAACAUACAUUUCAAUCUCAAUAAUGAUAUGCAUCGAUGUAUCCUCUAUCCUGUUACCAUAUCCCUUCCAUUGAAGCAUUCCUAAUCGAGCUUUCGCCAAAUGCAAAAGGAACUACCACUAGCAAAUGCGUGCUUUCUCUUUGUGGCAUUAACUAAUCUAUCAAAGAAGAAAGUAAGGAUAGCUAUUAACUAUUUAGGGCCUCUGUGAACCAUAACAAUGGUCUAUAACAUUGAUUAUCUAGGGUAUCAACUAUCAAGCAUUAAACUCAUACAAGCAUGGAUAGUAGAUCAUUCCACUCCAUACAUGUAAGACAAUAACACAUCACAUAAAAGCAGUUUUCUAACAACUUAUCAUGUCAUUAUAAACAACAUCAUAGUAGCACAUAGUAGAUUAUGUAAGCAUAACUUAAUAUAGCCAUCCAAUGGUAUAAGAAUCUAAUGACACAAGCAUCAAAUGAUUAAAGUAUCGAAUGAUUAAAACAUCUAAUGAUAUAAGCAUCUCAUAAAAUCAUAAAGAGAAGAUGCAUAAAGCAUCAAGAGAAUUCACAUCCAUAACAAUAAAUUUGAACUAGUUGAAUACAUAAGAGAGAAUGAUGGUACCACCAUCGUUUGAUGAAUGCAUCUCCUUAGAUUCACUUCUCAUAUGGAUGCUAUUUUGCUCCCUGCUCGAGUUUUCGCAGGGUAAAAGUGUGUAAAUUUCACAACUCCCUAUUCAUAUAGCCAGACGCUUUUAUUUAUAGUACAUAGGAGAAGGGUUUUUUAUGCUUUUCCUCCUAAACAUUGCCGAAAAACUUCCUUGUAUGAUUAGGACUCGGAUUCUCUGACUUGAGGAUGAAGAAAGAAAUAGUUUAGAAGAUCACAUUGCACAUAGACUUAGCGGCGACCUCCUAGAGGUCACCACCAUGCGGGUUUUUUGGCCUACAAGUAAUAUUUCUGUGGAUUUCAAGCACGGCUUGUUGGGUUAGGUCUGGUAGCGGCCCAACGGCGGUUGGACCCAUCACAGAUUCUUUCUUUUGGUGGACUAAAACUUCUCCACGGAAUCCUUUUGGGCUCAUAUGAAGACUUCUUCUAUAUGAAAUCCUUUUGAUCUUAUAGUUAUGAAAUCUAUACAACGCUACUCACAAUCAUACAACUCAAUGAAUACUAAGAUCUAAGAAUAAUCACUCAACCGUUGAUCUUCGGUAUUGGAUCAUAAGUGAACUUACAAAGUCAACAAUAGCAUGAGAGAGCUCUACCUACACAACAUGUAACUCAAUUAUGAACAACUAAUCAUACACAAGUCUCAAAACUAGGGGUGGGAUUCGGUCGGUAAACGGUAAAUUGUUUACCGAAUUUACCGGUUUCGGUAUACCGACGUUGGCCAAAUUGGUUACCGAUUACCGAUACCAGUUUGUAACCGGUUUACCGAUUACCGAAUUACCGGUAAACGGUUACAAACCGGUAUUACCAAAAUACCAUGAGAAGCGACGUCAAAUUCAAAAAAUAUUAGCAUUCAACACACAGCAGGAAACUAAUUCGGCAAUGCUUACCUCCAUGCGACCAGGCUCCAAGGACGGCAGACGGCAGGAGGCGAGGAGGGCAGGACGACGAGGAGAUGGCGGGGCGGCCUGGCGGGGGCGGGGAAGCCGGAAUGUGGCGGAGCCGCGGAGGAGGACUGGGAAGGGCUGGCGACUGCGUCGCGCGUCGGCGACAGUUGGGAGAGACGAGAGUCGGGGAUGGCUGGGGAAGCGCGCUUGUCGUCGCCAUCGCUCGACGGUCGUCGCCGCCAACAGAAGGAGAGGGAGACGAGAAGAGGAGAGCUGGAGAACCUGGGCUGCGCAGCGGGUCUCGAAAAAACGAGGUCGGGGGCAGCGGGUUUUGUUCGAUAACCAGCUCGGCGGCAGGGUUCCCGAUACUAUAGGGAAGUUGAAGAGCCUGGAAGUGAUUCGAGUCGGUGGGAAUAAGAAUCUGGAAGGAUCGAUUCCUUUGUAGAUUGGGGAUUGUGAUAAUCUGACCGUGCUUGAGGAGGGGGGAUUUCGGUAUCGAUAAUACCGAUUUACCGUCGGUAUUUACCGAUACCAUAUUCGGUAAACCAACCCCAUCGUCUCCACCCCGUAUGAGCUACGAGAUCACCCCAAGGACGCCUUCGGCAUCCAGGGGUCGCGGACCGACCAUAGUACCUGUUCAAUAAAUAAAUGGAAUGCAUUAGUUGUCCGCUCUCAGGUUGGGCAGUAAGGGUCGGAGAAGGGCAAUUACUCAUUCUUAAAACCAGUAUUCUUAAGACCAUAGAGUGGGGAGGAAAACUGUUAGCUAGUGUAUAUCAUCUUACGAGAAUAGAGUAUGGUAUAGAUCAACCAGAAGAAGUAUGUAUAAAAGUAUUUGCCCCAAGGAAGAAGCCCAGAAUUCCAUCUGUUUUCUGGGUUUGGAAAAGCGCGGAUUUUCAAGAAAGGGAAUCUUAUGAU